AUGGGGGGGUCUGGAGAGGAUCCCUGGGACGACGAGCUCGGGGGCAUCACGUCCGGCAGCGGCGGUUGGGGGGGGGGAGGCGACGAUGUUGGGAAACUUUUUUUUCUUGGGGGUUUCUUGUUGCAACCAUCGAGGAUCGGGAAGCCAGGAACCAGUGAUUCUUCGGGUUGGAAUUCCAGCUUGGACUCGGAGGAAGGCACACCAGCCGCAGUGAUGCGGUCUUCCUUCGGGAUCCGCUAUGGGCCAUUGCCGCCAGCCGGCGCCAAAGCCGGCGACUCUUCCGGGCCAGGCGACUAUUCGUCGCUCAAGAAUAUGCAUCAUCAUCACGGGGAUGUGACGGGGAUCCGCCGGACAUGCUCGCGAGCAGCAGGUGGCGGCAGUGGCGCCGCAGGAUCGUCAACAGCAGGAGAUCCGGACGAGCGGCGUCCAUCCAAACACGUCAGUUUCGAUUCGUCGUCCUUGUUGCGGUCUCAAACCGUCGGCUCUCUGGACUCGCACGUGCUCACGACCGGCGGCGAUGUGGCGGGUAUGAAGAAGCAGAGCAACAGCAGGUCGACGGCCUGUGGUGUGGGGCCAGCAGGUGUCGCUCCCGGCGCUGCUGCGGCCGCCACUGCCGCCCGCCCGCUCAACUCCGCGCUGAAGGCGACGAGUCAGGAGAGGCUCAUUGAUGGGAAGAAGACGCUGGAUCCCAGCUACGAUGUUCUGCAUCAUAUCAACCCCUGCACAAAGGCUCUGGUUAAAGAAAAAAUGAAGAAGUCGGCCAUGAAGACACAGGCGACCCAGACGGAAGUGGAGGCGCUCGGAGGAGGAAAACCCGUCCCACCGCCGUAUUUAUCCCUCAGUCCCCGUUUGUCUCUGAAGGUGAAAAAGAAGUCUUGCUCUGCACAAACCAACGGAGGCCUGGUUCACAGAAAGCUAGUCAAAAGCCUGUCCGAAAUGGGCCAAUUCGAGGACAUCCAGAUGAAAAUCUACGACCUGGACACUGGACUGGUCCGAUCCCGGGAAUUCAUCCUGCCUCCGCCGAUUGAUUUCGAAUGCAGUGACCAACAUUCCUCUGCAUUCUUCGGAGACGAAGAGGAAGACGGAGCAGAAGAAGACGGGGAAGACGACGAUGAUGUCGGUACUGGUCACAGGGAGUACCGGGAAAUUAAGAAGAUGAAGGAGUACCAGGAGAUAUUCAUCGACUUUCAGCCCAUGCCCGUGAUGGACCCUGCUGAGUACUGCUUUCGAAAUGCCGGCAGAAAACCGCCGGUGACGUUAGUGAAGACCCUGUCUGAGGGAGACAUGCUCCACGGGCGGCACCAGGGGUACUCGCUGCCGACGGGUUUCAUAGACGUCGACUUGGAUCGAGUCAAAAGCGAACCCGAGGAGGAGUUUGUUGAAAGAUAUGUUUCAUGCUCUAACCCGAGAACGCCGACUUCAUCGUUGCCCCGGAAGUCGAGUGCCAAGACGUCAUCUCUCCAACAUCCGGAACCGGAAGUUGACCGCCCCACUUCCGCUCCUCCAAAAUCCGGCGCACCGGCGUCAUCAUCCGUUCUAGACUCUGCCACCAGUGGGGAUGACGAAGAAUCCGACGAAGCCCGGGAUGAAGAAGACGGGUUCCACGAAGACCUGCUCAUGUCCGAGUGGAUAGGGAAGCGGAAACCGCAGACCGGAAGCGAAUCCGGUCAAGUCGACGGUGUGCCGGAAGCCAGGCUGUUGUCGGUGGAUGUGGACGAUGCCUCGCACGGAGAUCAGGAGAAGCCACGAUUGAAGGACGAACUUGUUGUUUCUGGGGAAGGUCAGGUGGCGGUGGUGGUGGUGUCGUCCCAUCAGGCGCCGCCGCCGAGUCAGUUCGCUUCCGACUUUUCGCCGCCGAAAGUGAUUGGGAAGGAGACCGGAAGUAAACUGGGUCCAUCAGGAAGGAACAAUGGGGCAGACAACCGUCCCUUGGAAACAGCAGUCGUGCCAGCUGCAGUGUCCCGAAAACAGAGCUCUUUGUCUUCGGAAAGCAUGCGCUCAUCACGGGUCUCCUCGGACUCUGAACUGAAAACUUUCGACGCCGGAGAGUAUUCCGAAAACAUGGGCUCCAUGAGUAUAACCCGAGACGAAAUGGCCCUGAUGACAGUCACCUGCUCUGCCGACAAUAAUGGUAACAGUCGCCAGCACAGCAACGGCGGUGGCGGCGGUGGUGGGCAGGCGUCGGAAAGUGAGACGGAUCCCCUGGAGAUCCUCGCCCCGAGGGCCACGUCCAGGGCGAAUAUCCGGCUCAAGCAACCACCGGCGCCGGUGGUGUUGGAUGAGGAAUGUUCCACCACCAACACCAAUACAGGCACUACAGUCUUGGUGCGAGGCAAAAGCAUCGACAGUGGCGACGUGGUGACAUCCUGCAGCAACCUGGCAUCCCUCUCAUACGACAUGGAAACCCCCGACGAAGUGAAGCUCGCCGGUCGAACCAGUCCCGACGGACAGACCCAGCAGCAAAUCCGGGCCCGCAAAAAGACCGAGCAAAUCGUGGAACUCUACAAGCGCUGCGGGGUCACGCUGAUCCCAGAGUCCGGAGAAAGCACGGAACGAGAGUCUCUGGGCUCCACGGGUUCCAAAACGACGACCUUCGACGAGGAAAUUGCCAAGAUGGGCGUGGAGAGGUUGCUGAUGCCCGGGACGAAGGUGUCGUCGACGACGACGGCAGCGACCCAGCAGCAGCAGCAAGCAUCCCAAACAACGACGGGGUUCGUUAUUGCGAAUGUGGGGGCUUUGGGAUCGGGUAAAAGUGGGGUCGAGUCGCCUUGUCAGGCUGUGUCUGUGAAGAAGCAGACUGGAGAGCAUUUUCUCAGCAGCUUUGCCAGGGAGGAUUUGCCUCCUUUGCCGCCGGAACCGGAAUUGGAAGAAGAUGCUGCUGUGAUGGGGAAGGAGACUCCGAGUCCCACUUUGAGUCGGCCAUCUUCGGAGCCGGAAGCAGUCUCUGAAACCUGGAGCCAGCAGGAAAGAAGCAAAGCCAGGAGAGAACUGACCCUGGACCUGGAGCCUCAAGACUUCCAUCACCAGCAGGAGCCCCUUCUUGUNGAGACUCUAUAUCUGAAAAGCACUACAGUCUUGGUGCGAGGCAAAAGCAUCGACAGUGGCGACGUGGUGACAUCCUGCAGCAACCUGGCAUCCCUCUCAUACGACAUGGAAACCCCCGACGAAGUGAAGCUCGCCGGUCGAACCAGUCCCGACGGACAGACCCAGCAGCAAAUCCGGGCCCGCAAAAAGACCGAGCAAAUCGUGGAACUCUACAAGCGCUGCGGGGUCACGCUGAUCCCAGAGUCCGGAGAAAGCACGGAACGAGAGUCUCUGGGCUCCACGGGUUCCAAAACGACGACCUUCGACGAGGAAAUUGCCAAGAUGGGCGUGGAGAGGUUGCUGAUGCCCGGGACGAAGGUGUCGUCGACGACGACGGCAGCGACCCAGCAGCAGCAGCAAGCAUCCCAAACAACGACGGGGUUCGUUAUUGCGAAUGUGGGGGCUUUGGGAUCGGGUAAAAGUGGGGUCGAGUCGCCUUGUCAGGCUGUGUCUGUGAAGAAGCAGACUGGAGAGCAUUUUCUCAGCAGCUUUGCCAGGGAGGAUUUGCCUCCUUUGCCGCCGGAACCGGAAUUAGAAGAAGAUGCUGCUGUGAUGGGGAAGGAGACUCCGAGUCCCACUUUGAGUCGGCCAUCUUCACUUUGGACCUCGGUCGUCCUUUCUUCGUUUCGGUCCUCUCUUGACUGGGACCUGGACCUCGGAGUUCUGAAGGUAGUGGUCGUCCUCGGGGAAGAACACCUGGACGUGUCUGAAUCCCCGGAACACGCUGCUGCUGGUCCUCCCCGGGUACCACAUACUGCCCUACCUGGAAACAAUACCGGUACUCUAGCCAAGCGCUGGGACGACAUCCCGAGACGCAAAGACAGGAGGAAGAUCGUGUCCAGUUCCCUGGGCAUGGUUCGCAGUCCAGCCAUGCAUGAGGGGUUCAAGAAGGAACUGUUCACUGUUGAAAGAUCUCCUGGAACCCCUAUAGAAAUCCUGGCAUCAACGUCCAGUUCCGAUUCGGAAGAGGAACUGAUUCGCGCCGAAGAGCGCAGACGCCGGCGCAAUGGCCGCAAAAAGGGACGCGGCAAAAGCCUGAGCCGCGACACAGGAGGAGGAGACCACAACAACACGGCCACUUUGGCACGGAAUCCCAACAAGCACAACAGGAAUCAUCGCCGCAGUAACGCCACACCGUCUCCGAAACCGCCUGCGACCAGUAGUCUGGACAGGAGGAAGAACGUGGCGAGGUAUGCGCAGCAGGAAGAGAGCUCUGAUGAGUCGGACAUGACGGGUCACAGAGCGUAUCACACGAUGCCGUUGCAGCAUAGGGUAGGCGUGGACAUUUGCCGCGGGCGUUUUGGGGAACCCGAAGGACCAGUGGUUACAAAGCUGUCCAGAGAACGGAUCCGCAGCACAGACCCCGGUGAGGAAGGCGAAGAAGAAGACAAUGACGGGGAAGACGACGAGAACUCCUCAUCUCGUCAUCAACCGCCGCCACCGCCGCCGUCAUCGUCCACGCAAAAGCCGCCUUUUAUCGGAGUUGCCACUAAAUUCCGCCGCCAUCAAUUGAAAACCGCCGAGGCGUCCAGCUCUUUCGAGGGACACGAAGUGCUCCUACUCACCGAAGCCAGCAGCAGCAGCAGCACUGCGCAUCAGAAAGAAAUAUCUCCUUUGGCGAAUGCUGAAGGCUCUGGAAAACCGGGUAGCAAUAAUAAUAAUACUGUGGCGAUGAUGACCAUGACCAGCAGCAGCAAACCCCCCGUGGUCGGACCUAAACUCGGGUUCUUUGAUCCUUCCGUGACUACCAGUAGCAAUGAAGUGUCCACUGUGAAACUCUCGGGUAAACCCACACCGCCGCCGAAGCCUAAAUUCAGCAAAGGAAAGCCGCCUUCAGAAGCCGCCGGCAGCACCCAUAAGCCGAGUGCGACACCUGUUGCAGAAGCAAUAAGCUCCGCGAUCCCUAGUAACAACAAUAAAUCCCAGCAGAGAGUGAGUUUCGUGGAUACUGAGGAAGCAGCGCCAUCUGGCACAUCAGAAGAGAGCUUAGUCCAGAGAAAAUCCACCAUCACACAAACUGGGAGGAGUUUGAAGAAGAAAAAGUUGGCUUUGGAACUGGUGGGUGCGGAGAACGUAUUGCGACCACAGAGUGUGGAGCCCCAACAACAACAACAGCAGCAGCAGCAGCAGCAGCUGGGCUCUGUGACAGCUGAGGCUACAGAGCUCACUUCUGGGAAAUCUUCUAUUGGAACAGAGACUCCAAGAUUGCCAAAGCAUUCUUCAGUGGCUGGAAAACCUGGAAGUAGGGCCAAGUCUGAGGAGCGAACAGUGGCUGGAAAAACGAGGAGAAAAAUGACAGGCAGUACGGAAAGAGUCUGCAUGGAUUCUUGCAGUUCCGAAGCGUCGUUGAGCAAGUUGUCUCGACGGAAUUCCCAGAGCUCUGCCAAGUCCAUGUCCCUGGAUCUUUCCUUUGACGACGAAGAAGAAAGCGGUGACGUGUAUCCGGGUUGUUACAAGCACUGCUACUGGGUUUACGUCGGGGAGAAGCGAAGAGUGGAUGAAGACUCGGAGGAAUUACUUGAUCCUGACAACGAACUAGAGAGUCAGCUCGGGGGAGAUGACAAAAAGUCCAGUCUGGAAGAAAUUAGCAGUGAAGCCAAAACUUUAGACGAGUGUUCGUCCAUCAGCGGAGGGAACGGGUCUCUGGAUGUGGCUGUCCGAGGUCGGAGUCCCUCAGUGGCAUCCACGGGUUCCGAGCGUGAUUUCAAGCGGAAGUAUCAGGCGAUCGCCCACCGCAUGGUGCACAGGAAGGCCAGUUCCGAAAUGUACAGACGCAUCCAAGACCGGCAUUUCGCACGCAUAUCCCUGUUCCCACCGGGGGAAAAAGAUGACUGGUGA
Messenger RNA from Notodromas monacha, 5922 nucleotides. NCBI's taxonomy places the organism in Eukaryota, Metazoa, Arthropoda, Ostracoda, Podocopida, Cyprididae. The record is from the annotation of a GenBank genome assembly.